Molecule: messenger RNA, 1848 nt
Organism: Laetiporus sulphureus 93-53
Lineage: Eukaryota; Fungi; Basidiomycota; Agaricomycetes; Polyporales; Laetiporaceae
Product: GMC oxidoreductase
Exons: 24
Coding region: 1-1848 (615 amino acids)
Molecular function (GO): oxidoreductase activity, acting on CH-OH group of donors; flavin adenine dinucleotide binding
Source: RefSeq, a predicted model, not a curated record
AUGACUACCGACAUUUUCCAGGUUUCGGGAAAGGCGUUUGACUAUAUCAUAGUCGGUGGCGGAACUGCAGGCCUCGCAUUGGUGAAUCGGCUCUCGGAAGACCCCUCUGUAUCUGUCCUCGUACUGGAGGCAGGGAAUGCAAACCUAGACGAUCAAGUAAAUCUGCUUCCGAUGCAGAGGAUGGCUCAAUUGAAUAAUCCCAAGUAUGAUUGGGCAUAUAAGACGGUUCCUCAAGCGCAUUCAAACAAUCGUGAAUAUGUAUGGCCUCGUGGGAAGGGUCUAGGCGGAAGCUCAGCAAUCAAUUUCUUGGUGUGGAACAAACCUGCCCGAGAGUACUUAGAAGCAUUCAAUGAGCUUGGUAACGAGGGCUGGAACUGGGAGAGGUUCGAGAAGUAUUCUAAGAAAUCCGAGAAGUUCACGAAGCCAAACCAUGAUCUGGAUGUUUUGUCGUUCGAGAUGGAGCACCGAGGCAACUCCGGUGCUGUUGAGGUCUCCUUUCCUCCUGUGAUUUCUGGUGUCGAGAGACCAUUUCUGGCAGCAAUGACGAAGAACGGCGUUGCUCGUGUCCUAGACUUCUCUUCUGGAUAUACAAGCGGUACAUCCGCCACGGCCACGACUGUAGACCCGAAGACUCAUUUCCGUGCCUACUCCGCUAAUAUGUACUAUCAACCGGUGUCGUCUAGGAACAAUUUGACAGUCAUAGUUUCAGCACACGUUACGCGCAUUGAGACCAAAGCGAACGUGGAUGGUACUGUGACAGCGACCGCGGUUCAUUUUCUCCAUGGCAAUACCUCCCACAAAGCCUUACCUAACCGAGAGAUGUGCCUAUCUGCUGGUGCCAUUGCGUCGCCGCAGAUCUUGGAGCUCUCGGGUAUCGGAGAUCGUGCCGUUCUAGAGAAGGUAGGAGUCGACGUCAAGUUGAAUCUGCCCAGCGUUGGUGCGAACGUGCAAGAACAUUUGUGGAGUGGGCUCAUCUACGGUAGGGGCUUUGAUCUUAUCCAGACCAUUGCUAAUGGGCUUCACGCAUCUACAGAAGUUGGGAAACGCGAGAUUGACGGACAUGAAGUAAACACAUUGGAUCCCCUCUUUUUUCCAGAUGAGGCUGCGAAGCACGCCGCCUUGUACCCUGAGGGGAAGGGUCUGCUGAACUGCAACACAGCCAGCUUGACCUUCUUACCUUUGAGCGCGAUCUCCUCCGAAGGAGCCAAGAUUCAAGAUAAAUUGGCCGAAACAAUUGUCAAGAACAUUGAAGCCAAAGCAUACCCAAGCGGCCUUCAGAAGCAGUACGAGUUGCAGCUCAAACACUUGAAGCAAAAGGUUCCCAGUCUCGAGGUGAUGCUUGCUCCGGGCCCUAUAGCUCUUCCGCCGACUUUGGCUGUCGAUAAGAAACAUGUGACAUUGUGCUUUGCGCUGAACAACCCAUUCUCGCGUGGAACCAUACAUAUCGAUUGCAAAGAUCCGUUGGCCUACCCUCGUAUUGAUCCCCAUGUUCUUGAGGAAUCGUAUGAUCUGCUGACGAUGGUCGAGCUCGUCAAAUUUGUUCGGAAGCUCGCGCAAACUGAGCCGCUGAAGAAGGAAGUUGUCCCUGGGAAAAAGGUUGAGAAUGACGACCAGAUUGCUGAGUGGCUUCGCGGCAUCGUUGACUCGAUUAAUCACACCGUUGGCUCCUGCUCCAUGUUACCACUCGCCGAUGGUGGGGUGGUAGACUCGAAGCUGAAGGUAUACCAUACCACGAAUAUCCGAGUGGUUGAUAUAUCAGUGGUACCGCUACACAUCGGGAGUCACACGCAAGCCUUGGCCUAUGCUUUAGCAGAACAAGCUGCCGAUAUCAUCAAGGGCCAAAUUUAA